AUGAGUCUAAAGGGGCUUCAGAAGGGCUUCGCCAGAGCUCCGCAGACUUUCAAACAGAAAUUCAACCUAGGAGAGAAUACAAAGGAUCCGGUCUAUCUCGAUGCGGAAAGACGAUUCCAGGAGCUCGAGAAGGAAACGAAGAAACUGCAUGAUGAAUCCAAAAAAUAUUUUGAUGCCAUCAACGGCAUGCUGAACCACCAGAUUGAGUUCUCAAAGGCAGUUGCAGAGCUAUACAAACCUAUAUCUGGCCGAGUAUCGGACCCUGACGCCGCAAAACCAGAAGGGAAUCCAGAGGGCAUCCAGGCAUGCGAGGAAUACGAAUCGAUUGUCAGAGACUUGCAGGAAACUCUGCAGCCGGAACUGGAGCUGAUUGAGUCCCGUAUCAUCAGUCCGGCAGACCAGCUAUUGGAGAUUAUCAAGGUGAUCCAGAAAGUCGCCGUCAAGCGUGAACACAAGCAGCUGGAUUACGACCGACAUCGCGCGUCACUGAAGAAACUACAAGAUAAGAAAGAAAAAUCGCUGAAGGAUGAAAAGGCGAUGUAUAAAGCAGAGAAUGAUGUGGAGGCGGCAACGCAAGAAUUUAAUUACUACAACGACCUGCUGAAGGAUGAGCUGCCGAAACUCUUCAAGCUUGAAGCUGAAUUUAUUCAGCCGCUUUUCCAGUCCUUUUAUUAUAUGCAACUAAAUGUGUUUUAUACGCUCCAUGAUAAAAUGCAGGGGUUGAAUAUCGGAUAUUUUGAUUUAACGUCGGACGUCGAAGAGGCAUACGAGAGGAAACGCGGAGACGUCAAAGAGCGGACGGAGGAGCUGAGCAUCGUCCACUUCAAAACAACCGCCGGCCGUCGUCCAGGCUCCAAGUUAACGCCAAAGGAUAAACUUGCCGCUGAAUCAAAAUACCCCUCUCGACGCACGACUGAUGCCUCAUCCGAACAUGCGCCCCCUCCCCCUUAUUCCGCCCACAGCGCUUCAACCCUUAUAGGCCGCGCUAAUAGCACGAGUCCUGCCGCUCUCGCCGCAGCUGCCAAAUCAAAACCAGCUCCACCGCCGCCGAAGCCGAAGCCAGCGAAGUUCAGCUCCGCCCCACUAAUCGAGACUGCAACUGCGCUUUAUGAUUAUGAGGCCCAAGCUGCCGGUGACCUGAGCUUUACUACGGGUGAUGUAAUCGAAAUCACGCAGCGGACGACCAAUACCAAUGAGUGGUGGUCUGGGAAGGUAGACGGGAAAUCUGGCCAGUUUCCAGCCAAUUAUGUCAAACUAAAUGCUUGA
Messenger RNA from Arthroderma uncinatum, 1266 nucleotides. Its product is annotated as reduced viability upon starvation protein 167. Gene Ontology annotation, biological process: actin cortical patch localization; plasma membrane tubulation; endocytosis. The transcript has 3 exons. Gene Ontology annotation, cellular component: Rvs161p-Rvs167p complex; actin cortical patch; mating projection tip. The record is from RefSeq and is a predicted model, not a curated record. Gene Ontology annotation, molecular function: lipid binding; protein binding. Bases 1 to 1266 code for a protein of 421 amino acids. Lineage: Eukaryota; Fungi; Ascomycota; Eurotiomycetes; Onygenales; Arthrodermataceae.